Messenger RNA from Schistocerca cancellata (South American locust), 597 nucleotides. Its product is annotated as 60S ribosomal protein L22-like. The transcript has a single exon. NCBI's taxonomy places the organism in Eukaryota, Metazoa, Arthropoda, Insecta, Orthoptera, Acrididae. Bases 1 to 597 code for a protein of 198 amino acids. The record is from RefSeq and is a predicted model, not a curated record.
AUGGCAGCACACCUUGCAAAGGCAGCACUUCUUGCGAAGGCACCACACCCUGCGAAUGCAGAUCUCUGUGCAAAGGCAGCACUCCGUGGGAAGGCAGCACUACGUGCGAAGGCUGCACUCCGUGCGAAGGCUGCACUCCUUGCGAAGGCAGCACUCCUUGCGAAGGCAGCACUCCUAGCGAAGGCAGCACUCCUUGCGAAGGCAGCACUUCUUGCAAAGGCACCACUCCCUGCGAAUGCAGAUCUCUGUGCAAAGGCAGCACUCCGUGCGAAGGCAGCACUACGUGCGAAGGCUGCACUCCAUGCGAAGGCAGCACUCCUUGCAAAGGCAGCACUCCUUGCGAAGGCAGCACUCUUUGCGAAGGCAGCACUCCUUGCGAAGGCAGCACUCCUUGCAAAGGCAGCACUCCUUGCAAAGGCAGCACUCCUUGUGAAGGCACCACCCCUUGCGAAGGCAGAACUCCCUGCAAAGGCAGCCCUCCUUGCGAAGACAACAGUCCAUGCAAAGGCAGCACUCCUUGCGGAGGCAGCACUCUGUGCAAAGGCAGCACUCCCUGCAAAGGCAGCACUCCCUGCGAAGGCAGCACCCCCUGCGUAG